AUGAGUACAUCUAGAGAUCAUGUUGAGAUUUUGGAUAGUUCUAAUUCUAGCACCGAUAAAGUUGAGAUAAAUCAAGAGGAUGGUGAGGUUGAUGUUGACAAGAACAUACCCGAGGAAGGCCAUACAAUGCCAUCUUCAUAUGUGGAGCCGUUUGUGGGGCUAGAGUUUGACGACGUAGAGGAUGCACUUAGUUGCUAUAAAGCCUUCUCCAGACGAGCUGGUAUUAGCAUUCGAACAAAUCAUACUGUAUUGUCAAGCAUGGACAAAUCCUUAAUUGGUGUAGAGUAUGUGUGUUCAAUAGAAGGAUUUCGUCGAUAUAAUCUUAAACUUAUAGAGAGAGCAAGACCCAAGGCUCCAGAAACCAAGUGCGAGUGUAAGGUAAUGAUGACAAUAAAGAAGAAUGGAAGCAAAUGGAUUGUGUCCAAGUUUGUCCUCCAGCAUAAUCAUGAGUUGUUGACACCUCGGAGUACAAGUUUGCUUUGUGGGCAUAGAUGGGUGACUCCGACUCAAAAAAAUUUAAUACACACGCUAAAUGAGUCGGCGAUACCAACACGGAAAAUUAUGUCCAUUUUGAGUAAGGAGCACGAUGGUGAUUAUAAUAUUGGUUGCAUUCCUAAGGACAUUCACAAUUAUUUGGGUAAUGGAAGGAAACAACUUCUUGAAGAGGGAGACGCACAAAAGUUAUAUGAGUACUUUUUGGAAAGCAAACGUAAUAAUCUAGGCUUUGUAUACUUGAUCCAAGUUGAUGCAGAUGGGUCGAUGGGAAAUUGCUUUUGGGCGGAUGGUAAAUCACAAGCUGCAUAUCAAUAUUUUGGGGAUGUUGUUAUAUUUGAUGCUACGUACCUAACAAAUCGGUACAAGAUGCCCUUUGUCCCAUUCACUGGAAUUAACCAUCAUCAUCAAUCUGUGAUGUUUGGAUGUGCAUUAUUGAUAAAUGAGACAGCCGAGUCUUACACAUGGUUAUUGAAAACUUGUCUAGAAGCGAUGCUUGGUUGUGCUCCGUCUACAAUAAUAACUAAUGAUGACAAGUCAAUGGCUAAGGCCAUCGUGGACGUAUUGCCCAAUACAACUCACAAAUUGUGCUUAUGGCAUCUCCUACAAAAAGUUCCUGAACAUCUAGCUCAUGUUCACAACAAAUAUCCAUAA
Carya illinoinensis is the source of this 1146-nucleotide messenger RNA. RefSeq names its product protein FAR1-RELATED SEQUENCE 5-like. The record is from RefSeq and is a predicted model, not a curated record. NCBI's taxonomy places the organism in Eukaryota, Viridiplantae, Streptophyta, Magnoliopsida, Fagales, Juglandaceae. The transcript has a single exon. The coding region runs from base 1 to 1146 and encodes 381 amino acids.